CAAAGUAAUUGCUAUCUGGCACUACAUUUGAUUCUUAUAAUUCUGCUUUUGUAGAGUUUCAGAAUGAUCCUGCAGGCAAUUUUUGGAUUGGUUCUCCUAUGUUGUCAUUUUGUUACCAAUGACGCUCAAAGUGUGGGUGAUUGUGAUUUUGAGGGAAGUAAGUGUCAUUGGAGAAACGCAAAGGGCGAAGACGAUUUUAACUGGACUCGUAAACGCGGGCGAACAGCAAGCAUCAUUACUGGACCAAACAGGGAUCACACUACCGGAUAUGGGGUAUAUUUAUACAUCGAGACAUCCUCCCCACGCUACAAAGGACAAGUAGCUCGACUUAUAAGUCCCCGGAUGCGAGGUCCUCAAUGCAUGACACUUUGGUAUCACAUGCAUGGUCCUGACAUAGGGCACCUUGCCAUUUACGCCAACAACAAUGGAUCACUUCGUCUCCUUUGGCUUAAAGGCGGAGAACAAGGACAUUAUUGGCAUGAGGCACUCAUUGAUAUCCUGGAAACUGGAGAAUACAAAGUGGAAAUAGAUGGAGUUCGCGGGAAAAGUUAUCGAGGUGACAUAGCUAUCGAUGAUAUUGCUUUUUAUCCUGGCGUUUGCACAAAACAAGCUCCACCAAAACUGUAUACUUAUGCUGAUGUGGAUCAUCAUGGUCUCAUGGACCAGCAAGGCCUACCAUCACCUGGUCCACGGUCGCUCCAAUAUGGCCUCCAUCUGCUGCAAGAACCAACUGACAAACACGAUCAGUUCUAUUUAAUAUGCAAAGACCAAUCAGGACUCAGAAUCAUCAAAACAGAAUACAUACCUCGACAGACGUUUCCAUGUGAGCCGAGGGAUUUCUUCUACUCGUCCAAUUCCAACAGAAGAGGAUUGUACCCCUUUUUUGUAGUAGACAAAGGGAAAUCUGCUCCACAGAUGAUAUCAUUAAAGAAUGAUACCACCUAUUGUAGUGGACCAAGUAGCGUUACCCAGUUGUUUGCAGCAUCCAUCGAACUUUCUGUGAAUCUUGCAUACAACAGCAGCGUGUCACUGUCUUCACACGUACCAGGCUUUAAUGCAACGUUCGUUAUUGAUGGAGAUUACAAGACAUGUGCCAAGACUCUUAAGCAAGACAAUCCCUGGCUGGAAAUGAAGCUCAGUGGCUCACAAUUCAUCUAUAAAGUUUAUGUCUCCACACGACAGAACUGUUCAUAUGGCGACCAUUUGCCUAACAUAACAGUCAGAAUUUAUGAUCAGAAUAUUCAAGUCUCAUGCAAGACUACUGACCAACGUGCAAAGAAAACCUCGCGUGUUUUCUUGUGUCAGCCUCCUUUACGUGCUCAUAAAGUUCGCAUAGAAAAUCAUGGAAAACAGAUUCAGCUAUCACUAUGUGAGGUUAUUGUAAACGCUGUAGAUUCUCUUGAACAUCUUCAAGGCGUUAAAGCAGAAACUUGGCGUAGCAUUAGUUACAGCGACCAGUUGUUGACCUUCAUUAAAAGCCCCAAAAGAUACGACUCUCCAGAUAUCAGCGAAACUCACUAUGAAUUCUUCGACGAAGAUUUUGGUCUAAAUAAUUAUGGUCAGCGGCUUACUUCUUUUAUACAGGCCCCAGAUGACGGAAGAUACAAAUUUUUUGCCAUGUGUGACGAUCAGUGUAAGGUGUGGAUGAAAUACCUAAAGAGCUUCUCUGACGUUUUUGUUGUCGAAGAUUUGGAAUACAAGGAGCAAGAACUUCUACAACUUAUAUUUGUGACUCGGUAUACUGGCUAUGGACGGUGGUCCAAAUACUCUUUUCAAACGCAUAGCAAGGACCUCGACUCAUGCCACAUGUACAUGUUAGAAACGUCCGUUAAAGAUAGUCAAGGACGAGGUUAUAUUGGUGUUGGCUGGAAAACGCCCAAUGGAGUAAACAACAGACCCUUGAGUCUUCCCAGUAUGUUUUGGAUUCUUCCAGGUCUCCAGAUGCUAAAUACUACACUUCUUGAACCACCCAUGAAACAACGUUCAGUAGUCGUUGGACAGACAAUGAAAAUCCUAAUGUCAUAUCGCCUCUGUUGCCAUGGUAUCUACUGCCCCGCAUCAUGUUCAAAAUCAGUCAGACUUCAAUUACUGGGGUAUACCUUCGUGGUUAACUCUUCCCUGUCAACCACAUGCCAGUGGUACAACUAUACAACAAGCUUUGUCAUUGAAAAUCAUCCCGGGAAAUAUGACAUUAAGGUUUUAGAGUCUACAUCCAACACCAGCAUCAACAGUCGCACUAUUAGAGAUCUUGAAAUCAAAGCUCGUGUUCUCCAAAGCUGUUUCUACCAGGAUGAUUCAUGUUCGUGGACAAUUAAAGGCGAUGGUGGAUACAUGGGAUGGGUUGUCGAAAAAACUGCAAAUAACAAAGGACUGUACAUGCAAGCUGAAGCCAACACUACCGCGUUGUUACAAAGCCCCAUUGUUCAGCCCCAGCUAAUUUAUCGGUCUAUAGGACUUUGUCUAGAGUUCAGCUAUCGAAAUAACCAUGAAUCUUCCCAGUUGGAGGUCAUCGUUUAUACACUUUAUAAUCAGACAGUUCUGUGGCAUUUAAAAGGAAUGCAGGGCUCCCAGUGGAAUGAAGCAGCUAUUCCGUGGCCUGCCUACUUAAUCAGCCAGAUUCAGAUUCGAGGAAACACAGACACCAAAAGCAGUGUUGCCGUGUCUGACAUUCGUCUCUCGACAAUAAAAUGUUCUUUAACACCGAAGCAUGCUACAUCAGGACACGUCUGCGAGGCUGAUGAAUUCCAAUGCCACAACGGUGAAUGCGUCAAAUCCAAGUUACGAUGCGAUGGGGACUACGCAUGUGUAGAUCAGUCAGAUGAAAGGAAUUGCGCAUGUCGAUCAUCGGAAUACGAAUGUCCGGAUGGAAAGUGUUUAGCAAUUACAAAGUUAUGUAAUGGAAUAAAGGAAUGUGCAGAUGGUUCAGAUGAAGCAGGCUGUGGUAACGUGUGCAAUGAAAACCAGUUUUCCUGUCUGGAUGGAUCUUGUUUACCAUGGUCUGUCACGUGUGAUGGGGUGUGGGACUGCAAGGAUGGAUCAGACGAGCCGGACAUCUGCUCCUCGCUUAGAUGUCCGUUAAACAACGUUAAUUGUGCAAGCAUAACAGAUAACUCUAUUCCACGAAAGCAGUGCCGAACCUUUAGAGGACCCUGUAAUUUUGAGUAUGGAUUCUGUGGACUUACAACAAACGCCACAAAUCGAUCGAGCAAAGCAAAAUGGCAAAUAAUGAAAGGCCAAACCCCAACUUCAGAAACUGGCCCUUUAAUUGAUCAUACAAGACUAGCUGCAAAUGGCAGUUACCUUUACCUCGAAGUCUCAGGACUAGUUCGUGAUGAUGCAGCACAACUUUACAGUGAUUGGAUCGAGUACACUAAUGUCACGUGCCUACAAUUCUGGUACCACAUGUGGGGACGUCACGUAGGUGACCUAAAUGUAUACAUCAUGACCAACCAGACGAGAAUUAAGAUGUGGAGUAGGUCAGGAGACGCUGGUCCAAAAUGGAGGUUCGGACAGACAACCAUAUACAACAAUGGAAGCAGUUUUAAGUUUAUAUAUGAAGCAACCGCUGGUAAUGGUAACGAGGGUGAUAUUGCUAUUGAUGAUGUGGAUCUCAUCACAGGAAAAUGCGAUUUAUCUCAUUUUGGUUCGAGUAGCUGUAACUUUGAUCGUGACUUUUGUAACUGGAAAAGCAACGCUGGAUGGGUUUUGCAAAGUGCAGAUUCACAAAGUACUGAUGUCCCUGCUAGAGACAAGCAAACUAUUUAUGGUGGUUAA
This is a messenger RNA of Actinia tenebrosa (Australian red waratah sea anemone), 3774 nucleotides long. RefSeq lists its product as uncharacterized. Lineage: Eukaryota; Metazoa; Cnidaria; Anthozoa; Actiniaria; Actiniidae. Gene Ontology annotation, cellular component: membrane. The record is from RefSeq and is a predicted model, not a curated record. Gene Ontology annotation, molecular function: protein binding.